Daucus carota subsp. sativus is the source of this 2285-nucleotide messenger RNA. RefSeq names its product embryogenesis-associated protein EMB8. Gene Ontology annotation, molecular function: monoacylglycerol lipase activity; short-chain carboxylesterase activity. The transcript is spliced from 14 exons. NCBI's taxonomy places the organism in Eukaryota, Viridiplantae, Streptophyta, Magnoliopsida, Apiales, Apiaceae. The coding region runs from base 197 to 2008 and encodes 603 amino acids. The record is from RefSeq and is a predicted model, not a curated record.
AAACGAGAAGAUGUUGUUUUUAACGCCCAUCAUAUAUAUAUAUUCACCAAUCGGAAGUACAUAAUUAUAUUUCACUUUCGGUCAACAAAAUUAAGUCCAAUUUGGCUAACUGACAAGGUGACAAAUCCCCUUGAUCAUCAUCACCAUCAUCUUGUAUAUAUAUAAACACACAUAAUCUCUGUCUUUAAUUAGAAACAUGAGUUUUCAAGAACUCAAACUCAAGUUUCUCACAAUGGAUUUUGGGUUUGACAUUGAAAACUCAAGCUCACCCUACAUACAAUUGCUUAAAGUGGCCACUUUGAUCCCAAUUUCUCACUACUUGUUGGGCUUUUCAUUAAUCUUUCUCACAUUCUUAUAUAAUUUUCUUGAAUUUCAUUUUUUUCAAGAUUUCUUUAGUGGGUUUCAAGGGCAACCUGUGUUGUUGACUUUUGAUUCUUGCUCUCAGCUUUACAAGGAAGUUGCCUCCAAAUGUCAGAUUCUUCAUGGAAGGUAUUUGGCUACACCUUGGCUCUCAAGUCCUCAUUUCCAAACUGUUUUCUUAAGUUUCUAUGGCAGAGCUCCUUCUCUCAGAUACAAAAGAGAGUUGUUUAUUACACCGGAUGGUGGAACAAUAGCUUUGGAUUGGGCAAUGAAUCAAGAUGGCAUGCAAGUCAAUGGUGAAAUUCAUACAGAUGAUACAGAACCUGUAGUGGUCAUGGUUCCUGGCUUGACGAGCGAUUCAGACGCUGCUUAUGUGAAGCACUUUGCUUUCAAGAUAGUAAAACGCCGCUGGAAAGUUGUUGUGAGCAAUCAUCGUGGACUUGGUGGCAUAUCAAUAACUUCAGAUUGCUUCUAUAAUGGUGGAUGGACAGAGGAUAUACGUACAGUCGUUAAGCACAUUCAUCAACGGUAUCCAGAAGCUCCUCUUUUUGUUGUUGGGACCAGCCUUGGUGCCAAUAUUGUGGUCAAGUAUCUCGGAGAGGAAGGGGCUAAUAUCCCAAUAUCUGGGGCUGCAGCUGUCUGCUCUCCUUAUGAUCUAUUGAUAUCUGAUAGAUUUCUCAACCGCGGGGUGGUGCAGAAGUUCUACGACAAAGUGCUAACACUUGGCUUAAAAGAUUUUGCUCAGCUGCACCAACCUGUUCUAUCUCGAUUAGCAGACUGGGACAGCAUUAUGAAGUCACGCACUGUUCGGGAUUUUGACAAUUAUGCAACCCGUAUUGUGGGAAAGUUUGAGACUGUUGAUACAUUUUACAGGCGAUGCAGCAGUUCUAGCUAUGUGUGCAAUGUUAUGGUCCCACUUCUCUGCAUUAACUCUGUUGAUGAUCCAGUUUGUACAAAGGAAUCAAUCCCUUGGGAUGAAUGCAGGACGAAUAAGAAUAUUAUUCUUUCCACGACAGAGCAUGGAGGACAUCUAGCUUAUUUUGAAGGAAUGGAUGCUACAAACCUGUGGUGGGUAAGGGCGGUGGACGAAUUUUUAGGCAUCCUGCAGUCUAGUAAAUUGAUGCACAAACCAAAAGAGGUCGAAAUGUCUCCACAAAUCAGCCCUCUAAAAUCUUCAAUAGAUCAAAGUCCUUUUCUCAAUGUUGUGGAACAUGGUUUGAUAACCGCUGUGGCUAGUGAGCCAACAGAUGCAGAAGUGGUGCAGAAUGAGCAUGCUGUCUCUAAUAAUCAGGUCGAAGCUUGUGCUAUAUCUUCAUCAGGAAAUGAGCCAACAACUAUAGCAGAAGUUGUGCAUAAUGAAUAUGGUAUCUCGAGUAAUCAGGACGAAUACACGAGUCCAGACAUAGAAAUGGAUGUUCAUAUGACAGACAAACCAAAUUCACCUGAUUCCAUUGUCGAACCCCUGAAGUCAGAUACCAGUAGUCAUGCAAGUGUUCCUGUAAUGAAAUAUCUUUACCAACUUUCCCGACAUACCAGGAAAUCGUUCUGGCUACUUGCCUACAUCGCGCUAGUUACAAGUUUGCCCUUCGUAGGAUCAGCUCUUCAAUAUCUCUCCAGAAAGAAGUUAAAAAGUGUCCAAAAGAGAUGAGAAGUUUAUAUGCACUGAUUACCUGUUGUCAUUUGUAGUGCUAUACCUGUUGUCAUUUGUAAGUGGUUACCAAAGGACACCUUGGUGCGAGAAUAAAAGAAACAAGGUGAACUUCAAAGAGUUUACAUGAAGUGCAAGAGAAAUUGUGUAGAGCUGACAGAAUUGAUCCCCAAUAAUCACACAUUUUACUCAUGCUUGUAAUCAGAUAACAAUAUGAGCAUUUGUUCAGAUGAUGAUCAGAGAAUGAUUGGAAAUAAAUUUAUUUUUCAGUUGGGUA